CUCCUUUCCUGCUUCACCUCUGUCCCUGCCGCGUCUCCCUGGCACCGGGGCCUGUUAGGGAUUUAUCGGUAACAUUCCGUGUCCGUACCCAGGCCGGCGGCGAUACACCCACAAUACCGGGGAGUCCUCCUUUUUGCUGAGGUGCAGGAGACACACAGUCCAACAUGAAUUUCCUUAGAGGAGUAAUGGGAGGGCAGCAGAGCUCUGGACCCCAGCCAUCCGGAGCCGAAACCAUCCAGAAGUUAUGUGACAGAGUAGCUUCAUCAACUUUACUUGAUGACAGAAGAGAUGCAGUACGGGCUCUGAAGUCUCUGUCAAAGAAAUAUCGCCUUGAAGUGGGAACGCAAGCUAUGGACCAUCUCCUGAAUGUCUUGCAGACUGACCGCUCUGAUUCAGAAAUUAUUGGCUUUGCUCUGGAUACUCUGUAUAAUAUAAUUUCAAAUGACGCAGAGGAGACUGAGGAAAAUCAGCAGGUACAGAGCGAUGAUCUGGCAGUUCAGUUUGCAGAGGUGUUCAUUAAGCAGCAAGAAAAUAUCACGCUCCUGCUGUCUAUUUUGGAGGAGUUCGACUUUCAUGUUCGCUGGCCUGGAGUGAAACUACUGACCGCUCUUCUGAAACACCAGGGUCCCCAAGUUCAGCAAAUUGUAUUAGUUAGUCCGAUGGGUGUUUCAAGACUGAUGGAUUUGCUUGAUGACUCUAGAGAGGUCAUUCGAAAUGACGGACUUUUAUUGCUACAGCAAUUGACAAAAAGUAAUGCUGCUAUUCAGAAGAUAGUCGCAUUUGAAAAUGCCUUUGAGAGACUUCUCGACAUAAUCACCGAAGAAGGAAACAGUGAUGGGGGUAUUGUGGUAGAGGAUUGUCUUUUGUUGCUGCAAAACCUCUUGAAAUAUAACAACUCCAACCAGAACUUUUUCAAAGAAGGUUCAUACAUCCAGCGCAUGAAACCAUGGUUUGAAGUAGGAGAUGAUAAUUCGGGUUGGUCUGCUCAAAAAGUAACAAAUCUCCAUUUGAUGCUUCAGCUUGUCAGAGUGCUGGUGUCCCCAGUUAACCCACCUGGUGCCACCAGUAGCUGCCAAAAGUCUAUGUUCCAAUGUGGCUUGCUGCAGCAGCUCUGUAUAAUCUUAAUGGCAACUGGGGUUCCCGCUGACAUUCUAACAGAGACUAUAAACACAGUGUCUGAAGUUAUCAGAGGCAGUCAAAUUAACCAGGACUACUUUGCUUCUGUAAAUGCUCCAUCGAAUCCUCCAAGACCAGCAAUUGUAGUGCUUUUGAUGUCCAUGGUGAAUGAAAGGCAGCCGUUUGUCUUAAGAUGUGCGGUUCUGUACUGUUUCCAGUGCUUCCUUUACAAGAAUCAGAAGGGUCAAGGAGAAAUUGUGUCAACACUGCUUCCUUCAACUAUUGAUGCCACCUCAUUGUCAGCUGGACAGCUUCUCUGUGGAGGUCUCUUUUCCACAGACUCUCUUUCCAAUUGGUGCGCUGCAGUCUCUCUAGCUCACGCGCUGCUUGAAAACUCUACUCAGAAGGAGCAGUUGCUCCGAGUGCAGCUUGCAACAAGUAUUGGGAACCCGCCAGUCUCCUUGUUGCAACAGUGUACCAACAUCCUCUCGCAGGGGGAUAAGAUCAACAGACGGGGAAGCAAGAUGCAGGCAAGAGUUGGACUCUUAAUGCUGCUUUGCACGUGGCUAACCAACUGCCCCAUCGCCGUCACACAUUUUCUUCACAAUGCAGCAAAUGUUCCCUUUCUUACAGGGCAGAUUUCCGAAAACCAGGGAGAAGAGGAGCAUCUGGUCCAAGGCCUGUGUGCACUGCUGCUCGGCAUCUGCAUUUACUACAAUGAUAACUCACUUGAAAACAACACCAAAGAGAAGCUGAAGCAACUGAUAGAGAAAAGGAUCGGUAAAGAAAACUUCACAGAGAAACUAGGUUUCAUUACCAAGCACGAAUAUUACUCAAAGGCGGCCCAGAAACCCCAGCCUAUCUUUUCAAGUCCUGACCAAAUGAUGUUUGAUCACGAAUUUACCAAACUUGUUAAGGAGCUAGAAGCUGUAAUUACAAAAGCCAUUUACAAAUCGAGUGAAGAAGACAAGAAAGAGGAAGAAGCAAAGAAGUCUUUGGAGCAACAGGACAGCAUUAUAUCUCACUACAAAAGUGUCAUCAGGGAGCAGGAUUUACAGAUGGAAGAGCUGAAGCAAACGGUUACUUCAUUGCAAGCUAAAAAUGAGCAGUUCCAGACAACAAUUUCCCAGCAGUUGGCCCAAAUUCAACAGCACAAAGACCAGUACAAUCUUCUCAAGGUACAGCUAGGGAAAGACAGUCAGCAUCAUAACAGCAGUGCACAAAUGAAUGGAUUCCAGCCUGAAGAGGUAACCAGGUUAAAAGAAGAAAUGGAGGAAUUGCGGAAACAACACGAUUCACUAGAAGGGGAGCUGUCUGAAAAGAAUGCUUUAAUCGAGACAUUGAAACAGGGUCAGGUGGUCGCUGAAAUAGUGCAGCCAGCUGGUGAAUCAGAACAGAUUGCAGAUCUUAAAAAGGAAAUGGAAACUUUACGAUCACAGUUACAGGUUCAGUCUACAGAAAUCAACAGAUUGCAAGCAGAAAGAAUGGAAUUCCUUCAGACGAUAGAAAAUAACGCUCCAGCUUCUGCAUCGGGUGUCCACACGGUGUCUGCAUCUCCGAAAAACACAGAACUGGAAGAGAAAGUGGGGACAUUGGUACAAGAAAUUACAACUUUAAAGGGGGAACUUAAAAGCUUGUCUGAGGAGAAAUCAUCUUUGAUGCAGCAGCUAGAUACAGCUCAGAGUACAGCAGCAAUUUUACAAGAUGAAAAACGUAAAAUGCAGCAAGAAUUGACAGAGUCAAAGAAAGAGCAAGAUGACCUCUUGGUACUUCUUGCAGAUCAAGAUCAGAAAAUCUUUUCUCUUAAGAAAAAACUCAAGGAACUUGGAGAGCCAGUGGAUGAUGAAGAUGAGGAUUUGGAGUCCGGGGAUGCAGGAGACUUAGAUGAUGAUGACGACGACGAUUAUGAAGAUGAUGAAGCAAUUAAUGAUGAUGAAGCUGGCAGAGAAGAUGAUUAGAAGCAAAAAAUAUUAUCAAUAAAGAAAAAUAAAUCCAUAGUGAUUUCCCUAAUGCAUCAUACUGCAGUGAGGGAAUCAUCGCCAAAGGGACUGUUAUCUUGGUUUGAGAACUGUUGCAAUCUAAAACCCCAAGCCCAAGCCACAAAAAAAAACUCUUUGGGUAGAUUAUGAUUUAAAGCCUGUCUGGAAUAUCAUUCCAGGUGUUAUUUGGGGUGUUACACAAUACUAAAAUAUGGCAUUGCAAUUCUAUCAAACUCGUGUUUUCAGUUUCCACAUUGAGUAAGGACUGUCUCUGGACCACUCUGGAUCUCUGUCUUGCGUAAGCCAACUUGUUUGCUCUUUCAAAAGGUAAAAACUGCAAAGCUUGCUAAAUAAGAAGUCUAUAAAUCUAUUCCAUGUUUUGUUUUUGGUUUUUGUUUUGGUUUUUUAGCUUGUUCAGAUAUGUGUGGCAGACAUGAAAAAGAGUGUUUAGUGCCUUCACAGCUAAAACAACUGUGUGAUGACCACAUUAUACUUUGCCACAAAUGCAAGGGCAUCAGUCAUGUUGUCAUGUUAGACAUUUUUAUUUGCGCCAUGUAUUUUUAAUUACAGACAAAAAAUAAGAGGUAACAGAAUACUACUAGCAGCUUGGUUUUAGACUAACCACUUGCAAUUCAAGGCUGUACUGUGCAAUUGAAUAAAAGUGAGGACAAAAAGUAAUUUAUUGGCUUAAACCGAGCCGCGUUUAAUUAAGUUCAGCAUAACAUUUUAAAGCAUUGAGUUAAAAAAAUACUCUAAUUUGAUGUUUUACUAAUAAAAUAGAUUAUACAUUUAUGAAAA
Molecule: messenger RNA, 3893 nt
Organism: Spea bombifrons (plains spadefoot toad)
Lineage: Eukaryota; Metazoa; Chordata; Amphibia; Anura; Pelobatidae
Gene: USO1
Product: USO1 vesicle transport factor
Exons: 25
Coding region: 165-3074 (969 amino acids)
Biological process (GO): vesicle fusion with Golgi apparatus; transcytosis; intracellular protein transport
Cellular component (GO): endoplasmic reticulum; Golgi membrane; cytoplasm
Molecular function (GO): protein binding
Source: RefSeq, a predicted model, not a curated record